AUGAUGCGGAGCAAGCCAGCCUCGUCGAUGCAAAAGACAUACGAUGAGUGCUAUCUCCACUGUUCCACUGCAGUAUUUUUUGAAGGCCAGGGUAAUGAGCCUGAAGCUCUCCGGUCUUGGAAGUCGGCACUGGACCAGAUCAACUACUACAAAGUCUACAAACUGCCAUCGAAUUAUUCGCCCAAAUCCGAGACCGAGAGAGCCCUUUUCGAUUCACUGAGAGAACUAGAGAUACAAUGUAAAGAACGAGUUGACUUACUCGAGACACUCAAGCGAAGCCGCCAGGAGGCAGGGAGAGACUCGCCAAGGGAAGAGAAACCAGAACAUGGGAGUGGAAGGAGACGGUUAGAAAAGAAUCGAGGCCCCUCUGAGACUACGAUGGACAAACCGAAAGUAUGGCUUGGAGAGGAGACGAUACCACCUAUUCAGAUGUCAGAACUUCCAAGUGCGACGCCGGCAUUGCCUACACGACCGCCGUUGGGAAGCAGUCGAAGUAGCGAGACAGCAAGCAAGGAUGGGACCUCUCCCAUUUCGCGAACCCGGUCCUCACCUUUCGGUGUCCCACCGCCGACAUUGCCGCUUCCCCGUACUAAAGUCUCGAGGAGCCCUAGUCCAGACCAUGGAAGGAAGACAAUGCGGACGACACUACGGAGUGAGAAAAAGGGAUUUAGGAAAUAUCGGUCUGCUCCCAAUCGUGACAGGAUGCCCGACACCAUGAAGGCCGCUGGCCUAGCGUGGGAAGCACAGCCACGAAAGAACUCCCAGACCACUCCUCGACCGGAUUCAGACCCGACGAUAGAAGCCAGGCUGAGUGCUACGGCAGCCAGACGCAGUAUUGACCAAGAUGCCACCGUAAGAUACGAAGAGCAAAGAAGAUCCUAUCCGACCCCGAUAUUGACAGUGCCCAACUCUAUGCCGCCACAAAGUUGGCGGGAUGCCUCGAAUUCGUCCCAUGGGCAGUCCUCGUUAAUGAAGUCGAUGGAAGACUUGACAUUGACGUCUGAAUCGGUUCCAAGCCUCAUAGAUUUCGAAUCCGAGCCUGAGAGACCUCCUCCUCCUCCUCCUCCUCCUCCACAUGCGUCGUCCGCGGGGCCCACCGUUUCUAAAACAAGGACUCGGUCGCCGGUAGCUAUGCCUAAGGCGCCAGAUAUUUCUUAUCGAAAAGAAUAUCCUGCACGGGUACAAAGAGUUCCGCAACCGCUUGCAAACAAUUUACUUGAGAAAGCCUAUCAACGGGCCGGCUCUAUUAGUAGUGCAUCCGGUAUAUCCAGAAAGCCCGUCGGCAACGCGGACACGGCCCUUGAGACAAGAGGGCGGUCUCCCCCUAGGCGGGAUGAGCAUUCGGACAGCGAAGAUGAUUCUUUGAAACGAAAUCUGGACAGACCCAGGCGAUCCCGCGGGGCCCGGACGGACACCGCAAAGACAAUCACUCCUCCAUCGACUGACGGUGAAUCGUUGGAAGAUGACGGUUCCGAGUUGGCAGAAGAGAAGAAAAGGAUCGUCAAGGUAUUGAAGAACCUCCCGAAGGGCCUGGAUGAGAACUCCGCCAAACAGAUCCUGAAUGAAAUCGUGGUCAAAGGCGAUGAAGUACAUUGGGACGAUGUUGCAGGUCUCAGUGCAGCCAAAAAGGCGUUGAAAGAAGCAGUGGUGUAUCCCUUCCUGAGACCGGACCUAUUCAUGGGACUUCGAGAGCCUGCUCGCGGAAUGCUGUUGUUUGGGCCCCCCGGGACCGGCAAGACGAUGCUGGCCCGAGCGGUGGCCACGGAAAGCAAGAGUACGUUCUUCGCCAUCAGCGCCAGCAGUCUCACGAGCAAGUGGCAUGGCGAGUCGGAGAAAUUGGUUCGUGCCUUGUUCGCCCUAGCCAAAGCCCUCGCCCCAAGUAUCAUUUUUGUGGAUGAGAUUGAUUCUCUCCUGAGUGCGAGAAGUGGAUCGAGCGAGCACGAAGCUUCGCGGCGGAGCAAGACGGAAUUUCUGAUUCAAUGGUCGGACCUCCAGAGAGCAGCGGCGGGCAAGGACACCACGGUGGGAGAUGCCAGUCGAGUGUUGGUGCUGGCUGCAACAAAUUGUCCUUGGGAUAUUGACGAUGCAGCACGGCGACGAUUCGUUCGGCGUCAAUAUAUUCCUCUGCCAGAAGCCGAGACGAGGAAAACACAAAUUCGCACAUUGCUAGGACAUCAAAAUCACGACUUGAGCGCGGAAGAUAUUGAACGACUGGUAGAACUUACAGAAGGAUAUUCUGGGUCGGACAUCACAGCAUUGGCCAAAGAUGCUGCGAUGGGACCGUUACGGCAUCUGGGAGAGGCACUGUUGUUCACGCCUAAAGAGCAGAUCCGACCCAUCCACAUGAUGGACUUCGAAGCCAGUCUUGAGAGCAUUCGGCCAAGUGUGAGUAAGAAGGGAUUAGCAGAGUUUGAGAAAUGGGCACGGGAUUUCGGGGAGAGAGGUGGAUGA
Molecule: messenger RNA, 2451 nt
Organism: Rhinocladiella mackenziei CBS 650.93
Lineage: Eukaryota; Fungi; Ascomycota; Eurotiomycetes; Chaetothyriales; Herpotrichiellaceae
Exons: 3
Coding region: 1-2451 (816 amino acids)
Molecular function (GO): ATP binding; ATP hydrolysis activity
Source: RefSeq, a predicted model, not a curated record